Nannospalax galili (Upper Galilee mountains blind mole rat) is the source of this 2842-nucleotide messenger RNA. It is a transcript of the gene Acss2, whose product is annotated as acyl-CoA synthetase short chain family member 2. Gene Ontology annotation, molecular function: acetyl-CoA synthetase activity. Gene Ontology annotation, cellular component: cytoplasm. The transcript has 18 exons. Gene Ontology annotation, biological process: acetyl-CoA biosynthetic process. Lineage: Eukaryota; Metazoa; Chordata; Mammalia; Rodentia; Spalacidae. Bases 61 to 2166 code for a protein of 701 amino acids. The record is from RefSeq and is a predicted model, not a curated record.
CGCAGACCCGGCACCUGAGGCAACCUCAACGGGCGACCGCGGAGCUCGUAACUGGACGCGAUGGGGCUUCCCGAGGAGCGGCGUCAGAGCGGCGACGGGAGCCGAGGCCGGGGGGAACCCGGAGCCCAGGGCCGCAUGCGGAGCUGGUCCCCGCCGGCGGAGGUCAGCCGCUCGGCGCACGUUCCCUCUCUGCAGCGCUACCGCGAGCUGCACCGGCGUUCUGUGGAGGAGCCACGGGAGUUUUGGGGAAACAUUGCCAAAGAAUUUUACUGGAAGACCCCAUGCCCUGGCCCAUUCCUCCAGUACAACUUUGAUGUGACUAAAGGGAAAAUCUUCACUGAAUGGAUGAAAGGAGCCACUACCAACAUCUGCUACAAUGUGCUGGAUCGAAAUGUCCAUGAGAAAAAACUUGGAGAUAAAGUUGCUUUUUACUGGGAGGGCAAUGAGCCAGGGGAGACCACCAAGAUCACAUACCAUGAGCUUCUGGUCCAAGUGUGUCAGUUCAGCAAUGUUCUCCGUAAACAGGGCAUUCAGAAGGGUGACCGAGUGGCCAUCUACAUGCCCAUGAUCUUGGAACUUGUGGUGGCCAUGCUGGCAUGUGCUCGCCUUGGGGCUUUGCAUUCCAUUGUGUUUGCAGGCUUCUCUGCAGAGUCUCUCUGUGAAAGGAUCUUGGAUUCCAGUUGCAGUGUUCUCAUCACUACAGAUGCCUUCUACAGGGGGGAAAAGCUUGUGAACCUGAAGGAGCUGGCUGAUGAGUCCUUGGAGAAAUGUCGAGAGAAGGGUUUCCCAGUGAGAUGCUGCAUUGUGGUCAGACACCUAGGGCGGGCAGAGCUGGGCAUGAGUGACUCCCCCAGCCAGUCUCCCCCAAUUAAGAGAACAUUUCCAGAUGUCCAGAUCUCCUGGAAUGAAGGGGUUGACUUGUGGUGGCAUGAGCUCAUGCAAGAGGCAGGGGAUGAGUGUGAGCCUGAGUGGUGUGAUGCCGAGGAUCCGCUCUUCAUCCUGUAUACCAGUGGCUCAACAGGCAAACCCAAGGGUGUGGUGCACACGAUUGGGGGCUACAUGCUCUAUGUGGCUACAACCUUCAAGUACGUGUUUGACUUCCACCCAGAAGAUGUGUUCUGGUGCACAGCAGACAUUGGCUGGAUCACUGGUCAUUCCUAUGUCACCUAUGGGCCACUGGCAAAUGGUGCCACCAGUGUUUUGUUUGAGGGGAUCCCCACAUACCCAGAUGUGAGCCGCUUUUGGAGCAUUGUGGAAAAAUACAAGGUGACCAAGUUCUACACAGCACCCACAGCAAUCCGUAUGCUGAUGAAGUUUGGAGAUGAACCUGUCACCAAGCAUAGCCGGGCAUCCUUGCAGGUACUAGGCACAGUGGGUGAACCCAUCAACCCUGAAGCCUGGCUGUGGUACCACCGGGUGGUAGGUGCCCAGCGCUGCCCCAUCGUAGAUACCUUCUGGCAAACAGAGACAGGUGGCCACAUGCUGACCCCUCUCCCUGGUGCCACAUCCAUGAAACCUGGUUCUGCUUCCUUCCCAUUCUUUGGCGUAGUUCCUGCAAUCCUGAAUGAGUCUGGGGAAGAGCUGGAAGGUGAAGCUGAAGGUUAUCUGGUGUUCAAGCAGCCCUGGCCAGGGAUCAUGCGCACAGUUUAUGGGAACCACACACGCUUUGAGACCACCUACUUUAAGAAGUUCCCUGGCUACUAUGUGACAGGAGAUGGCUGCCGGCGGGACCAGGAUGGCUAUUACUGGAUCACUGGCAGGAUUGAUGACAUGCUCAAUGUAUCUGGGCAUCUUCUGAGUACAGCAGAGGUGGAAUCAGCACUUGUGGAACAUGAGGCUGUUGCAGAGGCAGCUGUGGUGGGCCACCCUCAUCCUGUAAAAGGCGAAUGCCUCUACUGCUUUGUCACCCUGUGUGAUGGCCACACCUUCAGCCCUACUCUCACUGAGGAACUCAAGAAGCACAUUAGAGAAAAGAUUGGCCCCAUUGCUACUCCAGACUACAUCCAGAAUGCACCAGGCUUGCCUAAAACCCGCUCAGGGAAAAUCAUGAGGCGAGUGCUCCGGAAAAUUGCUCAGAAUGACCAUGACAUGGGGGACACAUCUACAGUGGCUGACCCAUCAGUCAUCAAUCAUCUCUUCAGCCACCGCUGCCUGACCACUCAGUGAACAAGACUGUCCAUUGUCCAGGAUUUUCACCUGCUUGGUUCUCCAAAUUUCUGCCCACCUGUCCAGGAGUGUGAAGGGCCAGGGCAGGCCAACACUGACUCGAGAAGAGUUUCCUGUGACUGCCAAGCAGAAGGCACAAAGCCCAAGUCAACCUCAGAUUGGUAUGCUCCUAGACUGCAAAGAGCUCUCUCUCCAAGCCAGAACAGAGACCUGAAGACCAUGUCUUCAACCCAAGUUAGCUGUUCAAAGAACAAGUGGGCCUAGACUGGAGCAGGGUAGUAACUCUCGAAUCCUGUCAGCUCUCAGGAAGCACCAGGUCUUAACUUGGGCCUGCACUAGCCUUAGAAAUGGCAGUUUGUGAGUCUAGGGAGAAUUAUUUUUAAAACUACUUUGUUGAUUCUGUUGAGUCUGAAUUCUCUGCCAGACGGCAGCAUUGUCUACCGGUUUGCUUCAGGGACUAUGCAUGUGGGUUCCAAAGGAUUUUCACAUCCGCUUCACUGAAGGAAAUAAGAUAUGCUCUGUUCCCAGAGCCAGGGGAGUUUACCUUCCUUGUCCUGCCCCCAUGUCCCAUGAACAGAACCCUGCCUAUGAGACACUCUGAAAUGAGUAUCUUUUCUUGUACUAGUUGUGAUCAGGACCCAUGGUUGUAGGAAUAAAGUCUAUGACCUCAAGAAGA